UGGCGCGCGCGGAGCAGGUGCCCGCCGGCCCCUCGCAUGCGGCUGCGGGGCGCACGGUGGUAGCGGCGCGGCGCGGCGCGGGGCGGCGCGGGCUGCGCUCCGCCCGCCCCUCCUCCGGGCAGCUCUCGGGCGGCGGGCACGGCGGCGGGCGCGCAGGCGGGGAGAUGUCGGUGGUGACGGGCGGCAGCAGCGAGGCGGCCGGCGGGGCCGGGGGCGGCGGCGGGCGCGUGUUCUUCCAGAGCCCCUGCGGCAGCCCGGGCCCCUCCCGGGAGGGCUCGGCCAUGGCCUCGGCGGCCGCCGCCGGGCAGGUUCAGCAGCAGCAGCAGCAGCAGCAGCAGCAGCAGCAACAGCAGCAACAGCAGCUGCAGCUGCAGCAGCGGCGGCACCAGCAGGGCAAAGUGACGGUGAAAUACGACCGCAAGGAGCUUCGCAAGCGCCUGGUGCUGGAGGAGUGGAUCGUGGAACAGCUGGGACAGCUGUACGGCUGCGAGGAAGAAGAAAUGCCCGAUGUAGAAAUUGAUAUUGAUGAUCUUCUUGAUGCAGACAAUGAGGAAGAGAGAGCUGUAAAACUGCAGGAAGCUCUUGUAGACUGCUACAAACCAACAGAGGAAUUUAUCAAAGAGCUGCUCUCCAAGAUAAGAGGCAUGAGGAAGCUAAGCCCUCCGCAGAGGAAGAGCAUAUGAUUCUGGAACAGGGUAGAACUGUCUCGGAGACGAAGAAAGGGUCCUGGGAUUUGAACUUCAUGAAGACUUAUUAAACAACAGUUGUCCUUCUGAACAACUUCUUUUUGGUGUGUGUGUGGGGGUGGGGAUUUACUAGACAUUUAUUCAAGAGCGUUUCUUUUCGUUGUUAUUUCUAAAGGUUUUCAAUUUAGUAGCAAAGGUAUCACGACUCUGACUGCAACCCAAGCAAGGAUUAUCAAGGCAGGUAGAGAUGUCCAGCGAUGGACGAAGCUGGGCAGUGCUUUCUGCAAGGACUCAGAUGUUUAGGACCUUAACGAUACAGGGAAUACGGUUUUCUUACAACCAGUUCGGUAAUAUUUUUUUUUCUUAGGUUGUACAUUUGGCUCAGAUGUCAAGUUUCUUUUGUAUAUAUCGACGCAACAAGUUCCACUGUAGACGUGAGUUUUAUUUCACAUGGAUGGGGUAAACUUGUGCUUGUCUUAAGGAGGGGGAGGUCACAGCACUAGGCCUUCUUCGUGGGAGAGCUGUUGACCUUCAACGUUCACUUUCAGCACCAAAGUGGAAGAGCUCAGUGUAUCUGUUAUUUUAAUGAGCUACACUUCAAAAAGCAAAUAUGUUGAGUUGGCCAAGGGCUUAAUUUAUGGACUCUCUGUUGUUUCAUUGGUUAGGACGCUUCGCCAGGUCAUGUACUUAUUGCCUCAUUUGUGGUCUUUUAAAGUUUUAUGAACAUUUAAUUUUGAAGUACUAACAUAAUUUCUAUAAAAAUGCCCAUACUAUCCGAGUAGUGAUUUGUAAUGAAAAAAGGAAGUUCUGUAUAGUAAUAGAUUCUCUGCUUUCAACACACACAAAGAAACAAAACUGUGUCUUAUUCUGUGUGAAAGCAGGUAAGAAGGGAUGUAAUCGGUUGGGCAUCUUCCUCCUUGAAACUAGAUUCUAGUCCCUUUUGUGCCUGGUUAGCAUCUGAGCAGAGUGAAGAGCUGACUGUGGGGCAAGUGCAGGGAGGGGCACGUUUGCUGGCUUGGAAAUGGGAAUGCACUUUGUUGGCUUCUCUCAGUGGUUCAGAAUGGGAACUCGGUGGGCUCCCGGAGCUCGGUGCGACCUUGACCUCCAUGCUUAGAGUUAGGCCUGAGCACCUGCUCUGCCCACUCCGUGAUAUACCAACUCCUUGGAGAAGAAUUAAAAUUCAGAUGCGAUGGGCGCAGGUGAAAGAAUGAGCUCUUCCAUGGACAUUGUCCCUGCGGCCUCUCCCUGGAAACCCCACCUACUGUAAGAUGUCUCCAGGUGUGGCCCUGUCUGAGAACAGGGACCAGGCAUUUUAUAUCAAGGGUGCUUUGAACAUAUUUUAUUUUUUAAACGAACUACGUUUGUGAAUUUUACGUAUACUGGCAAGCUUUUGAAAAUGUAAUUUAAUUUUGUAAUGUUUACCAAUGAUUUAUUUACAAGCUUAUUUACUCAAAUAAAUGGAGCUGCUUACAAA
Perognathus longimembris pacificus (Pacific pocket mouse) is the source of this 2160-nucleotide messenger RNA. It is a transcript of the gene Ppp1r14c, whose product is annotated as protein phosphatase 1 regulatory inhibitor subunit 14C. Gene Ontology annotation, cellular component: cytoplasm. Gene Ontology annotation, molecular function: protein serine/threonine phosphatase inhibitor activity. Lineage: Eukaryota; Metazoa; Chordata; Mammalia; Rodentia; Heteromyidae. The transcript has 4 exons. Bases 165 to 683 code for a protein of 172 amino acids. Gene Ontology annotation, biological process: regulation of phosphorylation. The record is from RefSeq and is a predicted model, not a curated record.